AUCAGUCUGCCAGGAGAGCAGCUCAAUGGGAAGGAGGUUUAUACAGAUCAAGUUAAAGGCAGAGAGCGUCCAGAAGAGAAUAAUGGAGAAUCCAUCAGGAUACAAGAUCAUGGAAAUGCUUCCAUUUCUUUUAAGACUGAAGACACUGAGGAGGAUGAAGAAGACCGUGAUGUAGAACACCCUCUCUCUGACCUGAAACACUUAUCAGACUCUGGAUAUAAGAAAUGUUCUGCAGAGAAGAAAAAUGUGGAGUCAUGUAGGAAAGGCCGCAGAGGAGUGAAGCUUAGCUGCAAAGACUGUGGCAAAACAAUUAUGGGAAAAUACGCUUUAAAGACACACAUGAGAAUCCAUACAGGAGAAAAGCCUUUCUGUUGUGAUCUAUGUGGAAAAAGAUUUAGCCAGAAAACCUCUCUAAACACACACAUGAUAAGCCAUACAGGAGAGAAGCCUUUCUGUUGUGAUCUUUGUGGAAAAAGCUUUAGCUUUAAAUCAAAUUUAAACACACACAUGAUAAUCCAUACAGGAGAGAAGCCUUUCUGUUGUGAGCUAUGUGGAAAACGAUUUAGCGAUAAACCCACUCUAAUCAGACACAUGAGAAUCCAUACAGGACAGCAGCCUUUCCGUUGUGAUCUAUGUGGGAAAAGCUUUAGCCAAAAAUCUAAUUUAAGAACACACAUGAGAAUCCAUACAGCACAGCAGCCUUUCUAUUGUGAUCUAUGUGAAAAAAGAUUUAGCACUAAAGGACAUUUAAAAAGACACAUGAGAACUCAUACAGGAGAGAAGCCUUUCCGUUGUGAUCGAUGCGAAAAAAGCUUUAGCUCCAAAUCAUAUUUAAGCAGCCACAUGAGAAUCCAUACAGGAGAGAAGCCUUUCUGUUGUGAUCUAUGUGGAAAAAGAUUUAGUGAGAAAUCCUCUCUAAACACACAUAUGAGAAUCCAUACAGGAGUGAAGCCUUUCUGUUGUGAUCUAUGUGGAAAAAGAUUUAGCCAUAAGUCCUCUCUAAACCAACAUAUGAGAAUCCAUACAGGAGAGAAGCCUUUCUGUUGUGAUCUAUGUGGAAAAAGAUUUAGCCGAAAAUCAAAUUUAAACAUACACAUGAGAAUCCAUACAGGACAGAAGCCUUUCUGUUGA
Messenger RNA from Fundulus heteroclitus (mummichog), 1131 nucleotides. Its product is annotated as gastrula zinc finger protein XlCGF57.1-like. Gene Ontology annotation, biological process: regulation of transcription by RNA polymerase II. NCBI's taxonomy places the organism in Eukaryota, Metazoa, Chordata, Actinopteri, Cyprinodontiformes, Fundulidae. Gene Ontology annotation, molecular function: RNA polymerase II cis-regulatory region sequence-specific DNA binding; DNA-binding transcription factor activity. The transcript has 2 exons. The record is from RefSeq and is a predicted model, not a curated record. Bases 313 to 1131 code for a protein of 272 amino acids.